UGUAUUGAGUGACAUGCCUCACAUACCUUCCAGGAACUAGCUAUCAUUUAUUAUUGCAUGUGGUAGACCUCUACAAGAAACUGUAAUUUAUAGCUCAUCUAGUGAGUAUUGUUUGUCUCACUGAAUAGACAGUUAAUCAGUAACUAGAUCUAGCUGCUAAAAUGAGACACAGAAUUGCUACUCUGAUCCUGACAAUAAUCGUAAUCACAUUUGUUCACAAGAAAGCAUCCUGCAAUACCCAAAUCACAGAUGUGACCCCAUCAAGUGCUGGCAAUAGAUUUGUGGUCGGUUUCCCCAUAAAUUUUGCUCUUGCAGAACAGUUGUUCUUAUUCAUCACAAAUCCAGAGUCAAGUGCUGUUAGCUUCACAAUCACUCCAAUUGAUUUUAGCGGUAGUGUUUCAGCAUCUUCUGCUACUGUAAACAUCCCAUCCAGUUUUGAAGUUGUAUCUAUUAAUGAAAGGGACAAGGGGAUCCUUGUUGAAGCUAACGGAAACAUCAAUGUGUAUGGGCUGUCUUAUGAUUCAGGUUCUGCAGAUGCCUAUUUAGCAUUACCAUGUACUGUAAUGGCAGUGGAUGAAUACGAAUAUUAUGGAAUCUCCUAUGGAACCUUUUGUAGUAUUAUUUUGGUGGUGGCUUGUGAAAAUGAAACUGUUAUCAAAUUCAAUUCCUCAACAAUAACACUCAAUAGUAUGGAAACCUAUCAGAUGGAAAGUAGUGAUAAUGAUCUCACAGGAACAAGAAUAACAAGCUCCAAACCUUUGUCUGUAUUUAGCGGACAUGAUUGUGCUAAUAUUCCUCAAGGUAACCAAGCUUGUGAUCACCUGGUUGAACAAGUGCCUCCGACUGUGACAUGGGGCUCAAAAUUCUUCGUAGCAUCUCUUGAGGGUAGAUCUUCUGGUGAACGUAUUCGUGUUCUUAGUGCCCGAGCAGCAAGUGUAGCUGUGAAUUGCAACACUAAUGUAUCAGUCAGUCAAUUCCAGUUACAGAGUGGAGGGAGCUACCGAGAAUUUGAAAUACUUAUUAACAGUUUCUGUAGCAUUGAAUCCACUUCACCAGUACUGGUCGCACAGUAUGCAUAUGGUGGUGCGAGUGAUGGCGUGGGAGACCCAUUCAUGAUGAUAAUCCCUCCAAUUGAGCAGUUUACAAAUAACUAUUUAGUCGAGAGUUUCACUAAUUUCAUAUCCAACUAUGUCACGGUGUAUGUUUCUUCUGAGUUUUUUCAAACUGAACAGAUAUUAUUAGACAAUUCCAUUGUUACUGGGUGGCAGAAUGUUGUCUGUUCAAAUGGAGAAGUUUGUGGCCACAUAAGUAGAACAAAUGUGUCUACUGGAGCUCAUUCUAUCCGCCAUCAAAACAGCUCAGCCGUUUUAGGUGUUUCAGUGUACGGAUUCAACUCUCUUAACUCUCAUGGUUACCCUGGAGGCAUGAGGUUGUCUCCCAUACAAUGUAACUGUGGUCAAAAUUCUAUUUGUUUGAAUAACAUGGGACAGUUUAAUUGUAGCUGCUUGAUUGGAUUUGGUGCUAAAUUGACUGGAACUGAUGGAUUCACCUGUAAUGCCAUAACUUGUCCUCUCUCGACUGAUCCUACCAAUGGCUCUGUGACAUACAGUGCCACUGCUGAUGAAAACAACACCUAUGCCUUUGAUGUGGUAGUUACUUACAGCUGUUUCGCUGGAUUUUCUCUUGUCGGCGACAAUACAAGGAACUGCACUGGAGAUGGCAGUAGCACUACUGGUGCUUUUGCUGGUAUAGCUCCAAUCUGUGCAGCUAUAACAUGCCCACCACUUUCCAAUCUAACCAAUGGCUCUCUGUCUUAUUCGAAUGUGCCUGGUCAAAACAACAGCUAUGCUUUCAAUGUAAUGGCUACCUACAGUUGCGAUACUGGAUUUUCACUAGUUGAUAACAACACAAGGACUUGCACUGGAGAUGGAAGUAGCACUAAUGGUUCUUUUGAUGGAGAAUCACCAACUUGUGAAGUCAUUACCUGCCCUCCCCUGAGUGAUCCUUCCAAUGGCUCUGUGGUUUACAACAGUGAUUUAGAAUUUGGAUCGCAAGCGAUCUACAAUUGUAACACUGGGUUUUUUCUAGUUGGUAAUACGACCAGGACUUGUAGUGGAGAUAGCAGUAACACUACUGGUUAUUUUGAUGGAGAAGCACCAACUUGUGAAGUCAUUACCUGCCCUCCCCUGAAUGAUCCAUCCAAUGGCUCUGUGGUUUACAACAUUGAUUUAGAGUUUGGAACACCAGCAAUGUACAGUUGUGACAAUGGAUUUUCUUUGGUUGGUAAUACGACCAGGACUUGUACUGGAGAUGGCAGUAGUAUUACUGGUUCUUUUGAUGGAGAAGCACCAACUUGUGAAGCCAUAACCUGCCUUGCCCUAAGUGACCCUAUGAACGGCCAUGUAGACUAUGAAGGUAUUUCUGCUAAUAACAACCAAUUCCAAAUUCCUUUUGGUACGAUGGUCACCUACACUUGUGUCAUUGGGUUUGCUCUGAUUGGUAAUGACAUAAGAUUUUGCACUGGAGAUGGUAGUAGCACUACUGGUGCAUUUAGUGGAAUUGAUCCAACUUGUGAACCCAUAACCUGUCCUCCUUUGAUGAGCCCAACCAAUGGCACUGUGUCCUACGGCGGAGUUGCUACUGAUGUAAAUGGCAACUUAUCGUUCAAUGUAAUGGCUACCUACAGUUGUGACACUGGGUUUUCUCUGGUUGAUAACAGCUCAAGGAUUUGCACUGGAGAUGGGAUGAGUGUCAACGGUGGUUUUAAUGGAACAGCUCCAACUUGUGACCCUAUAACCUGCCCUGCUGUGGCAGCGUCGAGUAGUGGCAGUAUUGACUUUGGUGGAGCCUCAUCUGAUGGAAACAGCAACUAUGCCUUUGAUGUGGUAGCUAAUUACAAUUGUGAUAAUGGAUUUUCUCUGGUUGGUAAUAGCUCGAGAACGUGUACUGGAGACGGCAGUAGCACUACUGGUGCUUUCGAUGGAGCAGCUCCAACUUGUGAACCUAUAACUUGCCCUGGUGUGCCCAUACCAAACAACGGUACUAUUGACUUUGGUGGCGCCUCACGUGAUGAAAAUGGCACCUAUAUUUUUGCUGUGGUGGCUACCUACAGUUGUGAUACUGGGUUUUCUCUUGUCGGGAAUAACACAAGAACUUGCACCGGAGAUGGCAGUAGCACUACUGGUGUUUUUGAUGGUAUAGCUCCAAUCUGUGCAGCUAUAACAUGCCCACCACUUUCCAAUCUAACCAACGGCUCUCUGUCUUAUUCGAAUGUGCCUGGUCAAAACAACAGCUAUGCUUUCAAUGUCAAGGUUACCUACAGUUGUGAUACUGGAUUUUCACUAGUUGACAACAACACAAGGACUUGCACUGGAGAUGGAAGUAGCACCACUGGUUCUUUUAAUGGAGAAGCACCAACUUGUGAAGUUAUUACCUGCCCUCCUCUGAACGAUCCUUCCAACGGCACUGUGACUUACAAUGUUGACAGUGAUAAUUUAGAGUUUGGAACACAGGCAAUAUACAGUUGUGACAAUGGAUUUUCUCUGGUUGGUAAUACGACUAGGACUUGUACUGGAGAUGGCAGUAGCACUACUGGUGCUUUUGAUGGAGCAGCUCCAACUUGUGAACCCAUAACUUGCCCUGGUGUGCCCAUACCAAACAACGGUACUAUUGACUUUGGUGGCGCCUCACGUGAUGAAAAUGGCACCUAUAUUUUUGCUGUGGUGGCUACCUACAGUUGUGACACUGGGUUUUCUCUUGUCGGGGAUAACACAAGAACUUGCACCGGAGAUGGCAGUAGCACUACUGGUGUUUUUGAUGGUAUAGCUACAAUCUGUGCAGCUAUAACAUGCCCACCACUUUCCAAUCUAACCAACGGCUCUGUUUCUUAUUCGAAUGUGCCUGGUCAAAACAACAGCUAUGCUUUCAAUGUCGAGGCUACCUACAGUUGUGAUACUGGGUUUUCACUAGUUGACAACAACACAAGGACUUGCACUGGAGAUGGAAGUAGCACCACUGGUUCUUUUAAUGGAGAAGCACCAACUUGUGAAGUUAUUACCUGCCCUCCUCUGAACGAUCCUUGCAACGGGACUGUGACUUACAAUGUUGACAGUGAUAAUUUAGAGUUUGGAACGCAGGCAAUAUACAGUUGUGACAAUGGAUUUUCUCUGGUUGGUAAUACGACCAGGACUUGUACUGGAGAUGGCAGUAUCACUACUGGUUCUUUUGAUGAAGAAGCACCAACUUGUGAAACCAUAAUUUGCCCUGCUCUAAGUGACCCAAUAAAUGGUAAAAUAGAGUAUGAUGGUGGAGAUACAUCUACUAACAACAACCAACUCCAAAUUCCUUUCGAUACGAUGGCCACCUACACUUGUGUCAUUGGUUUUGCUCUGAUUGGUAAUGACAUAAGAACAUGUACUGGAGAUGGCAGUAGCACUACUGGUGCAUUUAGUGGAAUUGAUCCAACUUGUGAACCCAUAACCUGUCCUCCUUUGAUUAGCCCAACUAAUGGCACUGUGUCUUAUGGUGGAGUUGCUACUGAUGUAAAUGGCAACUUUACGUUCAAUGUAAUGGCUACCUACAGUUGUGACACUGGGUUUGCUCUGGUUGAUAACAGCUCAAGGAUUUGCACUGGAGAUGGGAUGAGUGUCAAUGGUGGCUUUAAUGGAACAGCUCCAACUUGUGACCCUAUAACCUGCCCUGCUGUGGCAGCGCCGAGUAAUGGCAGUAUUGACUUUGGUGGAGCCUCAUCUGAUGGAAACAGCAACUAUGCCUUUGAUGUGGUAGCUAAUUACAAUUGUGAUAAUGGAUUUUCUCUGGUUGGUAAUAGCUCGAGGACGUGUACUGGACUUGGCAGUAGCACUACUGGUGCUUUUGAUGGAGCAGCUCCAUCUUGUGAACCCAUAACUUGCCCUGGUGUGCUCAUACCGAACAACGGCAAUAUUGACUUUGGUGGCGCCUCACUUGAUGAAAAUGGCACAUAUAUUUUUGCUGUGGUGGCUACCUACAGUUGUGACACUGGGUUUUAUCUGGUUGGUAACGACUCACGGACUUGCACUGGAGAUGGCAGCAGUAUUAUUGGUACUUUUGAUGGGUCGGCUUCAACUUGUCAGCUUAUCACCUGCCCUCCGUUGACUAUUCCUUAUAAUGGUGCUGUGACAUACAAUUCUACUGCUGAUGAAAACGGCAACUAUGAUUUUUAUGUGAUGGCUACCUACAAUUGUGACACUGGCUUUUUUCUGGUUGGUGACAACUCAACAACUUGCACUGGAAACGGCAGUAGCAUUACUGGUACCUUCGAUGGCCUAGUUCCUAUCUGUGAAGCUAUAACAUGCCCACCACUUUCCAAUCUAUCCAACGGCUCUCUGUCUUAUUCGAAUGUGCCUGAUCAAAACAACAGCUAUGCUUUCAAUGUAAUGGCUACCUACAGCUGCAACUCUGGGUUUUCUCUGGUUGGUAACAAGACAAGGAAUUGCUCUGGAGAUGGCAGUAGUACUACUGGUUCAUUUGAUGCCUCUGCUCCAACUUGCAAAGCAAUAACAUGUUCUCCGAUUGCCGACCCAAUUAAUGGGACUGUAAUCUAUUCUUCUGACGUUGAUGGUUUGGGAAAUUAUGCCUUCAAUGUGACGGCUAACCACAGUUGUGACACUGGCUUUGAUCUGGUUGGUAACAAUCCAAGGACUUGCAAUGGAGAUGGAAGUAGCAUUACCGGUGCAUUUGAUGGAGAGGAUCUGAAAUGUGAAGUUUUAGUUGCCUCUUCUGCAUCACUUAUCCUCGGUGUUGUCAUACCUGUUGUGAGUGUGGUGGCUGUACUAGCUCUAGUUGUGCUGGGUGGAGCUGUCUAUGGAUAUAUUCAAGUGAUAAGCCAUCUGUUGAAGUUAAAAAAGCCUGAAACUGGGACUGCUAAACUACUGUAAUCUUUAAUGGUUUUCAGUCUGUGCAAAACUAAUAAUUAUCACUGUCAACAGUACGUCAUUUAUAUUUAAGUAGAUAGAGGUCUUUGGGUAUGAAACACUAACUUAUCGUUUAAUUUGUGAUUCUAUAAUGCUCUAUACCAAUGAGCUCAAUUUUAUGUUGGUUUCGAUCGAGAUAAAAAAAAUUUUUCAUAUACGUCUUGUCCACG
Messenger RNA from Halichondria panicea, 6121 nucleotides. Its product is annotated as sushi, von Willebrand factor type A, EGF and pentraxin domain-containing protein 1-like. The record is from RefSeq and is a predicted model, not a curated record. The transcript has 23 exons. Lineage: Eukaryota; Metazoa; Porifera; Demospongiae; Suberitida; Halichondriidae. Bases 162 to 5915 code for a protein of 1917 amino acids.